CCACUUUAGCCGAGGUGGGCGAGUUGGGAUAGGCUGGGAGUGGAGUAUGCUUGGCGACCGAGAAAGACAGAAAGAGGGAGAAAGAGAGAGGAGUAACAUAGGAAACCUCCAACUUCUCAUGGAUAGCGUGACGUGUGACGGGAAAUUUACGAGAUUUUUGGGGAAAAAGACAAUCAGGAAGUACGCAUCCGGGAGAAGUGGAUAACUAGCAAAGUUUAUCGCUCACUAAGAAAUACAAAUAAGAUAUUUUGUGGGAAGCGAAACACAGAGGACAACAUGCCGAGGAGGACCGUGCAAGAAGUGACCGUGCAAGAUGUCCAAAAACGGAGAAACCCCAGCAAACAUUACGUUUACAUCAUUAAAGUAUCCUGGACGGAUGGCAGCACAGAACUCAUUUACAGACGCUACAGCAAGUUUUUCGACUUGCAGAUGGAGUUGUUGGAUAAAUUCCCAGUCGAAGGAGGUCAGAAAGACCCCAAGCGGAGGAUCAUCCCGUUCCUACCGGGGAAGAUUCUUUUCCGGAGAAGCCAUAUCCGAGAUGUGGCCAUGAAAAGGUUAAGGCCUAUCAAUGAGUACUGCAGGGCCCUCAUCCAGCUGCCAGUUUACAUCUCACAAUGCGAGGAGGUCAGAGUGUUUUUUGAGACCAGACCUGAAGACCUCAACCCACCCAAGGAGGAACCAGCAGGAAAGAAAAAAUCAGGGUUUGUGGAGAGAGCGGCUACUUUCCUAAAGCGAGGAGAUGGCACAUCGGCCGACCCGCUCCUUUUGGACCAGUAUGUGGCAGUAACGGACUAUGAGAAGCAGGAAAGCUCUGAGAUCAGCCUUCGAGUGGGUCAGGUGGUGGAGGUCAUUGAGAAAAACGAGUCAGGCUGGUGGUUUGUGAGUUCAGAAGACGCCCAGGGUUGGGUUCCUGCCACCUGCCUGGAGGCUCAGGAUGACCCUGAUGACUUUGCUCUUCCAGGAGAAGAAGAGGAGAAAUAUUCCGUGGUUUAUCCCUACUCGGCCAGGGAUCAAGACGAGAUUGACCUGGAACGAGGAAUGAUUGUGGAGGUUAUUCAGAAGAACUUGGAGGGCUGGUGGAAGAUCAGGUACCAAGGACGUGAGGGCUGGGCUCCAGCGUCCUACCUGAAAAAGGCUGACAUCCAGAGCCAGAAGCAGGCAGGUGGCGUCGCACACGCUAGCACCAACGACCUGGACGGGUUCUCCAAACAGAGCCAGCCGAUCAGAGAGACCCGAGAGGGCAACCAGAAAGAAAACAGACUCUCAUUCUUCUCUGAUAACAAAAAAUUUGGACUACGACAAAGACCUCCUCCACGCAGAGAUCUUUCCAUUCCUCGUGGUACAAACCUUCCCAAGCCACCUGGUCCCCCGCAGGUGGAGGAAGAGUUCUACACAAUAGCGGACUUCCAGACCACCAUCCCUGACGGCAUUAGCUUCCAAGCUGGUGUCAAAGUGGAGGUGAUUGAAAAGAAUGGCAGUGGAUGGUGGUACAUUCAAAUAGAUGACCAAGAAGGUUGGGCCCCGGCUACUUUUAUUGAGAAGUACAAGAAGACAAGUAAUGCUGUACGGCCCAAUUUCCUGGCGCCUCUGCCCAAUGAGAUGGAACGGCUGCGAUUGGAGGACAGCAGUUCUUCAAACAUCCCGGGUACAGAUGAUAGCUGGUCUAAGCCUUUACCAGAUGAGCCCACCGCAGCUUCUGAAUCCUGCACACGGGUCAAAUUGAGAGACUGGAAAUCUGGCGCUAACAAGUCUUCUGCCUUCUCCGGACCGCUGCCUCCAGCUCCCGUGGCGCCUCCUGAUGACAAACCAGCUCUACCACCGAGAAAGGAGUCCAUCAAUAAGAGUUUUGACUCGGAUAUGGCAGAGAAACCAGCUAGGCCUGAUCAUUCCAAGCCUUUGCCUCCAAAACCACCCGCUCCUGGGGUCAUCGUGCCGCUGGUUGCGCCAAAGGCAGCGCCUUUCAAAGCGGACAAAACAUCAGAACCAAAGAAAGAAGACAAGAACAAAGCGCUUCACCUUCGCAAUGAGAUGGGUCUAGAAUGCGGUCACAAGGUCUCUGCCAAAGAAGUUAAGAAGUUCAACCUGAAGCCGGUACCCAAGCAGCCUCCGAAACCCAAGUCCGAAGCUACAGAGGAGAAACCGGAGGCAGCUUCUCCAGCGGUAUUCAUGAAACCAAAACCGGUGAUCAGACCUAAACCUGUUCCGGCUGCCAAGCCAGACCCACCAGCAGAGAACAAACUUGACAUCACCAACCUGAGAAGUAAACUGAGGCCUUCAAAACCCGUGGAUACCCCUGCUUUAGGAGAAGGCAACAAUAAUCAAAACGAUACACAUGAAGUCCAUCCUAGCGCACCAUCCUUCCAAAUCCCGUCUAUGAAUAAUGGCAAGAACUGCGACGAGUCAAAAUUCCCUCCUAGACACAUGAACGGCCAUAGUCAAGAGAGCUCGCCCCCUCCUGGAAAACCUGCGGUUCCUCCCCACAAGGAAGUCCCUCUGAGACCCCCUGCCUUGGGUCCGAGAAGACCUCCUCCUCCAAAGAAAACCUCUCCAUCCAGCCCCACUGAGAUCAAACCACCUUCUGCUUUAAAAGACCCUCAAGACCCCCCUAAGACUGGACCAUCUCAACUCAACAGACCCCCGCCCCCUAAACCAAAGGGCUUUUCUCCAGCUAGCCCGAGCAGAGAGAAAGAAGACCCCACGAGUGUUAAAAAGGCGAUUCCCCCUAAACCACAGGUGAAAAGCGACAAGCCGGGUCCACCCAGAGACAAACUCCCACCUUUGCUCAAGGAGCCCAGCAAGGAAGAGUUGUACCUGGCUGUGGCCGAUUUCGAUGGCGACGACCCCACGUCCAGCUUUAAGGUGGGGACGCUCUUUGAGGUGCUGGAGAAGAACAGCAGCGGCUGGUGGUUUUGUAAAAACAUAGGAGAAGAUGUUGAGGGCUGGAUCCCUUCCAAUUACUUGAGCAAGAAACCUUAAGGCACUCAGAAACAAGUGUACAUACAAAAGGUCACUGCUUUGUAGUUAGUAUUGAUUUUUAACUCAAUCACUGCCAGGUACAGUAUACGCAUGGUAUUCACCAGACAAUUGGACACGAGUCACAGAGACUCAGACCCGAGUCGCAAAUUUGAUGACUCGCAACUCGAGUCUCUCGAGAAAAACGCAGACUGUGACUUGACUUAAUUGAACUGGGAGCACUUUUGUUUUUGGCAGCCCUUUUAAUUUUCGUCUUAAUCUUUUGGAUGAUAAUAAUUAUUAGUCUUAGUCCAAUGUUGUUUUGGGCAGCUCUUUUAAUUUUUGUUUUAGUCUUUUUGACGAAAAUACCUAUUUGAGUAAUUUCAAAAUUGACUCGACAAUCUGUUGACUUGACACGACUCGUCUUUACAACCUUUGACUUGGCAUGACUCGUAUUUACAGCCUUGUGUCUCGACUUGACAUAACUUUAUGUCUCAACUCGACUUGACUUGAGAUAACCUUAUGAUUCGACAUAACCUCGUGACUCGACUUUACCACAACAGGUAAGACUUGGGACUUACUUAUGACUCGGAUCAUAAUAAUUCAUGCAGUUGUCGACAUAACAUUGACUCGACUCGACAUAACCUUAUGACUCCACUCGAUAUGACAAAACCUUAUGACUCCACUCGACCUAACCUUGACUCCACUCGACAUAACCGUGUGACUUGACUCGACUUGACAUAACCUUGUGACUCUUCGUGACUCGACAUAACCUUAUGACUCCACUCGACGUGACAUAACUUUAUGACUCCACUCAACAUAACCAUAUGACUCCAUUCGACAUAACCAUAUGAUUCCAUUCGGCAUAACCUUGACUUGACAUACUCUUGUGACUCGACCCGACAUAACCUUGUGACUCGACUAUCUUUUGACUUUUUUUACUUUUCUUUUGACACGACUCGUCUUGACAACCUCGUGUCUCGACUUGACUCAACAUGACCUUGUGACUCGACUCGACAUGACUUGACAUGACUCGACAUAAUCUCGUGACUCGAUAUAACCUUGACUCGACUCGACGUGACUUGACAUAACCUUAUGACUCGACUUGAGGUGACUCGACAUAACCUUGUGACUCGAGUCAACGUGAUACGACAACCUUGUGACUCGAGUCGAAGUGACUCGACAUAACCUUGUGACUCGAGUCGACAUGACGACAACCUUGUGAUUCGAGUCGACAUGAUGACAACCUUGUGACUCUACGUGACUAGACAUAACCUUAUGACUCGACAUAACCGUGACUUUACACAACAUAACCUUAUCACUCAACAUACUCUUGUGACUCAACUCGACAUAACCUUGUGACUCGACUCGACAAUCUUUUUUUUUUACUUUUGACACGACUUGUCUUUACAACUUCAUGUCUCGACUUGACAGACCUUGUGACUCGACUCGACAUGAUGUGACUCGACAUAAUCUCGUGACUCGACUCGACAUAACCUUGUGACUCGACGCGACAUAACCUUGUGACUCGAGUCGACGUGAUGCGACAACCUUGUGACUCGAGUCGAAGUGACUCGACAUCACCUUGUGACUCGAGUCGACAUGACGACAACCUUGUGAUUCGAGUCGACAUGAUGACAACCUUGUCACUCUACGUGACUAGACAUUACCUUAUGACUCCACUCGACAUAACCGUGACUUUACACAACAUAACCUUGUGACUCAACUCGACAUAACCUUGUGACUUGACUCGACAAUCUUUUGACUUUCUUUACUUUUCUUUUGACAAGACUCCUCUUGACAACUUCAUGUCUCGACUUGACAUGACCUUGUGACUCGACAUGACGCGACUCGACAUAACCUUGUGACUCGACGCGAAAUAACCUUGUGACUCGAGUCGACGUGAUGCGACAUGACCUUGUGACUCGAGUCGACAUGACGACUUUGUAACUACGUGACUCGACAUAACCUUAUGACUCCACUCGACAUGACAUAACCUUAUGACUCCACUCGACAUAACCUUGACUUGACACGACAUAAUCUCAUGACUCGACUUAACCUUGUGACUUGACCUGAUUCGACAAAAUCUUGUGACUCGACUCGACGUGACUCGACAUAACCUGGUGACACGACUCGACAUAGCCUUAUGAAUCGACUCGACAAUCUUUUAACUUUUUUGACUUGUCUUUUGACUCGACUCGACAUAACCUCGUGACUCGACUUGACUACAACAGGUAAGACUCUGAUCAUAGUGACUCGUACAAUUGUCGACAUAACCUUGACUCGACUCGACCACAACGGGUAAGACUCGGGACUUACUUGUGACUUGGAUCAUAGUGACUUUUGCAAUUGUCUGGUAUUCACAGAGUAUGUUUUGUGGUAGUUAAUAAAAGAAGAAAUCAUGUUAAAAACACCUACAUUUGCUGCCAUUGACAGAAAUAGAUGUCGAAUCCACUUCCAUUCCAUUCUCACCAAGUCAGUACGGAUUGGACAUUUGUCACUGUCACUUAAUUUUUAGGUACAUUUUUUCUUUUGUCUUCCAAAACAGCAAUAACAUUUUCAAUGGGUUGUUUGCCUCUUUCAUACUAACAUUUGAACCUUUUGUGUUUCUUUCUUAAUGGUAGCAUUAGCAUUACAGAGGACAUGUAACGUAGCAUUACAGCUCAACAUACAAGAUAUAAAAAUAGGAAUAAACCAAGUACCCAAAAAAAAAUAAAAAAAUUAAAAAUUGCUCUCUUGACAAGCUUCCAAAAGUGGUAAACAAUUGUGUUUACAGGCUUAAUGUUUUUAUAGUACGAGUUUACUUUGCUAUGUAAAAGUCAUUUGUUUUCAUGCAUGUUUAUUUUUAGCUCUUGCCAGUUUGUCCUCUUCUAAUAUUUAAGUUUGCCUUCAUGUGCAACAUGUUCUCCUACACUUUUUUUUUUUUAAACACGAGAGGUCAGGCAAAUAUUUGCACACAGUAGAGUUGUCGAUAGACAUUUUAUUUCACGUACCAAAUUUCCUCAAGUAGUGGACUGCUUAAAUCAACGCCCUGACCUUAUGAAUUGCCAGGUGCAUUGUUAACUUGAAUUAAUAAAAUGGUGCAUAUGUUUA
Molecule: messenger RNA, 6045 nt
Organism: Corythoichthys intestinalis (scribbled pipefish)
Lineage: Eukaryota; Metazoa; Chordata; Actinopteri; Syngnathiformes; Syngnathidae
Gene: sh3pxd2b
Product: SH3 and PX domains 2B
Exons: 14
Coding region: 277-2976 (899 amino acids)
Biological process (GO): superoxide anion generation
Cellular component (GO): cytoplasm
Molecular function (GO): phosphatidylinositol binding; protein binding; superoxide-generating NADPH oxidase activator activity
Source: RefSeq, a predicted model, not a curated record